UUUUGCAGUCGCUUGCGGGAUUUCACUAAGCGCGGUUCACUAUCAGUCUCGACUUCUGUUUCACAAAGGGGUUAACGAGUAGAAACAAGCUUUACUAUCAGCUGCAUUGAUAACACAUCCUCGCAGUUUGGCGUCAUGUUUAUUAAAUUCGCCGCACUCUUUGUGAUCUUCAACCUCUGCUCGUCGGCAACAGCUGGCAAUCAGGGUGAUCUCUAUGGCUACGAUAUUGGCAGCAGCAGCUCAACCGAACGCAUUCAUGCAGCCACGCGUUGUGUGCAUGUGCAUCCUCAGCACUCGGUGGAUCUUAACCAGAUAAUGGGUCUCUGGUAUGGUAGCGAGAUCAUCAUACACAGCCAAGACACUCCUGGUGAAUACGAAUACGAUUCGUGCGUUAUCAUUCACCUGACAGAUGUUACGCAACAAGUGCUCAAUAGCAAGCGUAAUAUCAAUAACAACAACAACCACAACUACAAUUACGGCCACAAUAAUCGCAAUAAUCAAAACAAUUACGGACGCAUCUCGACCACACCUCAGUACCUCGAACGUGAUGAUUACGAACAGGAGCGUCAACGGCAACUGCAGCGGACCAAAUAUUUGCGUCUGGUGUGGAGCGAACGCGACAGCAAUCUGGAGUACACAUUCAACUAUACGCUAGACCGUCCCGGGGUUUGGUCCAACAUUGGCGAUCAGCGGGGAUCGUUGGCCACCCUCAACACAUAUACACAGUUCAGUGGCAUGGUGCAGGUGGUGAAGGCGGUGAACGAUCAUCUGGUGUUGACCUUCUGUGGCAACGAUGUCAAGAGCACCAUUUAUACCGUGGUGUUGACACGUAAUCCGCUGGGACUGAGCAAUGAUGAGUUGCGCAGCAUUCGCAGCAUGCUCUCGCGUCGCGGUCUCUUUGUGGAGAACAUACGCAAGGUCUGCAAUGGAGCCUCAAGUCGGGGCGGUGGUCUGUUCACACUCUCGCUGCUGUCGCUGGUGUUGCUGCUCUUUGCAUCCGGCUGGGGUCGUCGACAGUAAUAGGCAAAUUAGCCGAGGAAAUGCCAUAUUCCAGCCAUAUUUCUAUGUUAAUUUAUCAAUAAUUUACUUACUUAAGCAUUUAACUCUCGGUCAAUACGACAACAACACUGCUAACCAAUCCUCUCGAGUGUCGAGUUUCAGUUGCGGUUAAUUGUUUCGUCUUUCCAAUUAAACUCAAUUAGUUGUGUAA
This is a messenger RNA of Drosophila nasuta, 1210 nucleotides long. RefSeq lists its product as uncharacterized. Lineage: Eukaryota; Metazoa; Arthropoda; Insecta; Diptera; Drosophilidae. The coding region runs from base 136 to 1020 and encodes 294 amino acids. The record is from RefSeq and is a predicted model, not a curated record. The transcript has 4 exons.